Molecule: messenger RNA, 9533 nt
Organism: Zootoca vivipara (common lizard)
Lineage: Eukaryota; Metazoa; Chordata; Lepidosauria; Squamata; Lacertidae
Gene: NUAK1
Product: NUAK family kinase 1
Biological process (GO): protein phosphorylation; microtubule cytoskeleton organization; intracellular signal transduction
Cellular component (GO): cytoplasm
Molecular function (GO): ATP binding; tau-protein kinase activity
Source: RefSeq, a predicted model, not a curated record
CGAGCGGGACCCUUCCUUUGCCCGCUAUAGCGAAGCGGGACGCCUCCUCCCUCUCCAAACUCCCGCCUCCAUGCGCUCUAGUCGCCGCCGCGGGUGAGGAGGAAAGCCGAGGGGCGCCGCCUUCUCCCCUUCCCCGCCCCUCGUAGGGGUGGGGUGGGGGAAAGAAGAAAAGGGCCAUGGUUGUGGGGCUGGCCCUAGCGGUCCCCGCCUGAAGGGAGGGUCGCCGAGGCUCCUCCCGCGCGGCUAGAAGUGCCUCCCCGGCGCACACGCCGCGCCAGCAGGAGAUGGAUGGGGCUGAGCUGGAUGGCGGCAGCGCAGAAGUGCCUCCUCCUCCUCCGCAAGGCUGCUGCCAGGCGGAUGCUGGGGCUCCCGGGGAGCCGGCCGGCGACCAAGCAACCGCAGCAGCCAGUGCAAAGCCGCCGCCGCCGCCACCAGCAGCAGCAGCCAUGGUGGAAGAGCCCGCCGGGGAGGCUCCCGCCUCGGAGGGCUCAGCCGCUGCCCCCGCUGCCUCGGCCGGCAGCGCCCUCGCCCCCUGCGUAGCAGCAGCAGCCCCUCCGGAGCUGAAGAAGCAGCAGCAGCAAGGGGUGAAGCGGCACCACCACAAGCACAACCUGAAGCAUCGCUACGAGCUGCAGGAGACGCUGGGCAAAGGCACCUACGGCAAAGUCAAGAGGGCCAUCGAGAGGUUUUCCGGCAGAGUGGUUGCAAUAAAAUCCAUCCGUAAGGACAAAAUUAAGGAUGAACAAGAUAUGGUUCACAUCAGACGGGAGAUUGAGAUCAUGUCAUCUCUCAGCCAUCCUCAUAUCAUCACUAUAUAUGAAGUGUUUGAGAACAAAGAUAAAAUUGUGAUCAUCAUGGAGUAUGCAAGCAAAGGGGAAUUGUAUGAUUAUAUCAGUGAGAGACGAAGGCUGAAUGAGCGGGAGACAAGACACUUCUUCCGGCAAAUUGUUUCUGCUGUGCAUUACUGCCACAAGAAUGGUGUUGUCCAUAGGGAUCUAAAACUGGAAAAUAUUCUUCUUGAUGACAACUGUAAUAUUAAGAUUGCAGACUUUGGACUUUCAAAUCUUUAUCAGAAAGACAAAUUUCUUCAGACUUUCUGUGGAAGCCCACUGUACGCAUCUCCAGAAAUUGUCAAUGGAAGACCCUACCGAGGCCCAGAGGUCGACAGCUGGGCUCUCGGUGUACUGCUUUACACCCUGGUUUAUGGAACCAUGCCCUUUGAUGGCUUUGAUCACAAAAAUCUAAUCAGGCAGAUCAGCAGCGGAGAAUACCGUGAGCCAACACAGCCCUCAGAUGCUCGAGGCCUGAUCAGGUGGAUGCUGAUGGUGAAUCCUGAGCGCAGAGCAACUAUUGAAGACAUAGCCAACCACUGGUGGGUUAACUGGGGCUACAAGAGCAGCGUUUGUGACUGUGAUGCCCUGCAAGACUCUGAGUCCCCCUUGCUGUCUCGGUUCAUAGAUUGGCAUCAUCGUUCUAGCGGCUUGCAGCCAGAGACUGACACCAAAAUGAAGUGCCUUUCCAAACCAAAAGGAUCUGAAGUCACACUAGAGAGACAGAGAUCCCUCAAAAAAUCAAAGAAGGAAAAUGACAUUGCACAGUCUAUCCAGGAAGGAGGAGUUGAAAAUGCAUGCAAGCCAAACUCCAAGAGGCCAAAAGGCAUCUUAAAGAAAAGGAGCAACAGUGAACAUCGCUCUCAUAGUGCAGGAUAUAUAGAAGGAGUAGUCAAUCCAGUAUUACCCUCCACUUUUAAAAUGGAGCAGGAGUUAUGCAGGACAGGGAUGUCCAGUAAGAACGUUGUGGAGGGGGAGGUAACGGGUAAAUACAGCACUAAGCAGUCUUCCUUAAUGCCAAAAAAGGGAAUCCUUAAGAAGACUCAGCAAAGAGAAUCUGGCUACUACUCAUCUCCAGAACGGAGCGAAUCUUCAGAACUCUUGGACCGUAAUGAGGAGGCAGGAAAUAGCGAUACGUCCCCAGGCAUUAUUGAAACAUUAAGGAUAGAGUCUCACAGUCAUUCCUACAGGCGCAAAGGUAUUUUAAAACAUAGUAGCAAGUAUUCCACCAGUAGCACGGAUUCUGCUUUGAUCAGCCCCGACACACCGAUGCUGGAAGCCAUGGAGGAAGCAAUCCUGCCUGGAGAUGGAUUAUCUCGAAGUUAUAGCCGCCCUUCCAGCGUGAUUAGUGAUGACAGCAUCCUGUCCAGUGACUCUUUUGACUUGGUGGAUUUGCAAGAGAACAGGCUUAGGAUAAGGAGCUGUGUGUCUGCUGAAAACUUCCUCCAGAUCCAAGAUUUCCAAGGACUUCAAAAUCGCUCACGGCCACAGUAUCUGAAGCGCUAUCGGAAUCGGACAGGCGAUAGCAGUUUUUCUCUGCUUACAGACAUGGAUGAUGUCACUCAGGUCUACAAGAAAGCUCUGGAGAUCUGUAACAAACUUAACUAGCAGAGGGAAGAUAGCAGGGCUGGAAGGAAAGGGUUUUGGGUACCUUUAUGAUGGAGUUGGCCCAGUAUCAAUUUGCUGACAGUGGUAGCGUUAUUGAAGUGAUGUUGAGCAGACAGACUGAGCAGAAAUACUUAAGUUAUGUUGAGGAAAAAUUCAUCUCAUGCUCAUUAUGCAACCUUAUAGCUCAUUCAGUCAAAAUACUACCUAGAAUCCAAAGAAGUUACAAUAAAGUAUGAAGCAGAGACUCUGGAAUCUGGCAGACAGAAAAGGAUCAUAUUGCAGUGGCUGUAAGUUGAAGCUAGACAAAAUGUAAACUGGAAAAAGGGUACAUAUAUUUAUAUUAGAGAAGGUAACUAACCACUGGAAAAGCUAUAAUGCUAAAAGUAAAACAAAACAUUUUUUUAAAAAAGAAAGUCAACUGUUAAGUAUAAGAAAUCAUUUGCUGGUAGAUUUGUCAAUAUCUAUAUGCCCUAAGGAAUAUGCACAUGCAGAAGAGGGCUGCCAGCUGCACGCAUAGUUGCCCAGCCUAUGAUUGACACUGCCAGUUAUCAUUUGAUAGUGUCGCCUGCUGAAAUGUGAUUAGUAAUUUGAGUGGAAGUUAUUUGAAUUUAUAGAAAAGUUAGUCUAGGAAGAGAUAGCAAUGUAGUAAAAGGAUGGAGUGUUGGGAGUGAGGAAGAUUUCUUCUUCCAAGCAAAAGAAUAAUAUGAAAUAAAUUCCAUCAGGGGCUCUGGAAAUCUGCAUAAUCACUGUAAGGCUACAUAAAAUGCCAAGGAAAGACCAGACAAGCACACUGAGAAGUAGCUACUUGCCAGUAGUCUCUCUACAUACCUGUGUGUAUGUAAUGUAUGGCUACUGAGAAACUAGAAUGAAUCAAACAGUAUGCAGGCAAGCUUUAAUUCAUUGAAGAUUUUUCAGCAGCAGUCUGGAAAUGAGACAAUACAGUCUCCCCUCACUAAAGGAAUAAGGAAUUGUGCAUCUAUGCACACUUAGGUGAACUAUAAAGUUCAACAAAAUCAUGAUACCAUAAACUGGUAGAAUUUUAGUUGGAUGAAUUGAGUUUUGUAGUUAUAAACUUCAAAGUGUUUCACAGAAUUCCAGAGCCCUUGUCAGUAUGUAAUGCAAUGGGGGAAUGGUUUAUGAGUAGGAAGAAGGUAAUAGGAAAGUAGACUUGAGGGAUUCAGUUUAAGAAUGUGUAUGUAUUUGGGUUGAUGUUUCAUAGACAGGGGGGUCAAAUCAGAGAAGACAAAAGAUUUAUUUCCGAUGGGUUUAAUUUAAAUAUUGCAGCUAAAGCAGGGGUAGCUAACAUGUGGCUCUCCAGGUUUUGUUGGACUCUAGUUCCCCUCCGCCCCAGCCAGCAUGGUCAGUAAUCAAGGGUGAUGUGGGUUAUCAUGGAGGGACACAGACUAGCCACCCCUGAGUUAAAGGCUUCAACUCCCAUAAAGGUACCACUUGGGUCUACUGGAUUACGUGAAUGUAAGCCUCUUUUUAAAUAGGCACUAUGUGUUUGACAGGCCUGGGCAAUUCAGAAAAGCUUCUGGUCACGGUUAUUCCAGUAAGCAGCUCUUAGUUCAAAUAGAGUUGCAUUACUGUAUUAGCUUACAACACCAAAUUGUUUGCAGCUUUAAAACAAAGUCAACAUGUACACAUAACUACAGGAAAUAGUCCAAGAUUCUUUUCCUGUGUUUAACCAGUGCCAACUUCAUGACUUUAGCUGAAAGCAGAAACUAUCGUACUCUAACUUGGGGCUCCAAAUGUUUCAGGGAACUAGUGCCAAACUGAAGAGAUUCCAGAGUAAAAGACAAGAAAAUACCUGAGCUGGUGGGAAAUGUUUUAUAUUUCUCAUAAGUAUGCCUGAACUGCCUAUACGUUGUGUAAGAACACUUUCACUUCACAUUCAGAUGGGUGAAUUAUUUAGUUCCAGUUUCCUGAAAAGGUUUCCUAAUUCUUCAGAACAGCUGUAUCUCUCUACAAGCCAAUGAACCAAAUUAAUUAACCGGUCUUGGUCAAAAUGUCAUUGAUUCCUUAUAAAAUCCAUAUACCCAGACUUCUACACAUGAGAAUGGAAUCGCUCCCCUUCACCCACCCAUCCCUGUGGUUGAGUUAGGAUUCUCUGUUUACUAUUUGAUAUAUGUCACAGUAUGAAGCAAAGGAAUAUACCUUCUUUGGAAUUGCAACUCUAAUAUUCAUGCCAUGUGCGAUGUACAGCCCACUCCUAAAUCAUGUUUACUAAGAAGUAAACAAGUCAAGUAAUUAAGCAUAGAAUUACAGCCUUGGAAGGAUGCAGAAGUCUAAAAGAUUUGCUGUGCCUUCUUUUGAAACAGAGUACUGCAGUAAUUUGGAUAAAACUUUGUGUUAGCAUCAAGAUCAUGUUUUAAUCCAGGGCGUAAGCCUUGCUCCCUUGGCAGCUGUGACUGUUCUCAGUUGACCUAAUGGAGUUUUAUUUCAGUGGAACAAUACUGACUUACAAUGCCUGCCCAUCUGGCUGAAUUAAAUGUUUAAUUGAUGUAUGUAGUGAAGAAAAGGGAACUCAGCUGCCCUGGAGAGGAACUAAGAAUCACCCGUACAUCUGAGCUCUACUUAGCCCACAGGGAGAACUGCGGCCCUCCAUAUGUUGCUGGAUUACAACUCACAUCAUCCCUUUCCAUUGGCCAUGCUGUCUGGGGCUGAUGGGAGUUGGAGUCCUCCAACAUUCAGAGGGCCACUGCCCGAGGCUGUUGCCCAGGCCUGCCGUCUUGUGUACAAAUGUGAAUGAUUGACUGAUUGCUGCCAAACUGGAAAAUGUUCUGUAGGGACUUACUGGCAUGUUACCAUUCCUAGAAGAAGCAGAACACUUGACUGCACAUUGUUGUUAUUAUUAUUAUUAUUAGCGUUGUGUAUUUUUUCCUUCUUAUUUAAUUUGGGACUUUUUUGUAUUUCAAAGUUGACUUUUUAUUUGAAUUUGUCUCUUUUAAUUUAUUGGUCUGAAAGCCAUUUCAAGGGUAUAAUAAUAUAUUUUGGUGUAAUUUAAUUGGUGCAGCAUUAUUCUACAGCUCUGGCCAAAAUGUUACCUUUAAAAAUAAUAAUUUGUUGUUUUUCUUUUGCUCAUUGUUUGGUUUUAUCUCUACGAGGCAGGGGAAAAAGCUGGAUAAUCACCCAAAGUGUUUGUAUUUUUAAUCUGAUACUGUCUUUUUUAUUAAAUAAAAAGUCAAUAAAAUGUGAAUGGUGUUGAUUUCCCCGUCCUUUUAAAGAAUCGGCUUUGGGGCAUCUAUUUAAUGACUAUUUUACACAGGAUUGCAACACUUCCUUACAAAAGGUUCAAUGGCGUUGAGUCAGAGCUUUUGUCUUCUAGCUAUACUGGGAGAUGGUGUGGGUAAUUGUUGGAACUUGAAUGCUAUGAGCAAUUUGGCAUACUAAAAGAUCCAAUAUUUUCAUCUUUAUUUAAGGGAUAUAUAUCCCAUCUUUUGUAGUGAACAGUUCAAAGCAGCUUAGCAAAAUAAAAUUCUAAACCACCACCAGCAGAGUAAAAUAAGAAUUAGAAUACCAAAAAAAUAAUAAUUUAAUAGACUUUCAGUUCCUCAUUUGGAGGCAAGCAGUGCUACCGUACUAACAAGAGCCAAUCUCAUUAUCCCAUUUGUAGUCAAGGAACAUCCUAAUAUCCUCUGAACGGGCAAAGAAGGAAAGAUAGUUUGUAUUUUCCUUUUUUAAAAGCUGGAUGUGAAUGCUUAUGUAAUCCAAAUGCUAAUUAGGCAAAAGACUGUUCACCAUCUGCUGUGAUAAGAUGUGUCGUGAUUCAAGGAAUAUUGCUUUUAGCUUGCAGAUAGGUUGCCUGGGAGAAGACAAAAAUAUACAUGGACCUCCAAUUUAUUAAAUUCAUCACAGUCUACUUUGAUAGGCCAAGCAUUAUCAAGUCUUUGAUUCCCAGAAGCCAUUUUUUGUGCUUGUUCAUAUACAAUCCAAACAGAAGAAUUUCAUCAAAAAUGUACUUUGUUUAGGUUCUUCCCUACAUUAUGAACAAUGAUUUGACAGUAACAUUUUUUUAAAGGACUGGAACUACAGAAGUAAAAUGCAGUAAUUUAAAAUAAACCCCCACUUGCCCUACCAUUUCAGUUCAAACAGAAUGGGCUGAGCUUCUGGACAAGCUUCUAGCUUGGGCUUCAGGUAAGAUGGACCACACAUUUUUAAUACCAUGCUCUGGGUUUGCACAAAAGUAUUUCCAGAGAGUUUACAGUCCAACCCUAUGGAUGUUUACUCAGAAAUAAAUCACACAUAAUUCAACAGAAGUUCCAUAAGCGAUUAUAAAAUGGCUUUAAAUGACUCAUUCCCAUAUCUGCUUGUCCCUUGCCUAGAAAGCAUGGGUCCCAGUGGUCUUCUGUUUGCUCUACUGCUUCCCCUGUGGAAACCCACUCUUUAGUGCUGAAUUGGAGCAAAUGACAAGCCGCGCAAAACCUGAUUGCCAUUUGUUCCGAUUCAACAGUAAAGAACGGGUUUCCCAGGGGAAAGCAGUGGGAGAAGCAGAAGUCUGGAUGAGCCCUUAGUUUUGAAGUUUGUGGCAGGGCAUAAUGAAGGAGGCAGUUCCACAGCUAUGACUGCAUAAAGUGACAGCUUAAACUGAUAAGGGUGAAUGAGCAAUCUAGAGCCAAUAACUCAGGCAUAGGUUAACUCGGCACUCCAGAUGUUUUGGGACUACAACUCCUAUCCUCCCUAGUUAACAAGACCAGUGGUCAGGGAUGAUGGGAGUUGUAGUCCCAAAACAUCUGGAGGGCCGAGUUUGCCUAUGCCUGCAAAAACUCUUUUCGGUUGCGUCCCAUAACUUCCUCCACUGAACUCAAAGCUUAUCUUACUUGCUCCUUGGAACAACCAGGUCAUGUAAGUUGGACAGAGCCAUAGCAACUAUAAUGUAGCCGAGGACUAUAAUUUAUGCUUCGUGGCCCCCUCAACACCCAGGCUGCUGUGCUACACUGACUCUCAUUUGCACCCCGGUCUUAAAUAUGUUCUCUUAAUUUUGGUGAAAUUACUUGCCACUGAUUAAUGCUUAGGAUUGCAGAUUUCAUGGCAAAAAGUAUCAAAAAUGAGCGCCUCUUCACUUAAGGUGGGUUUCACUGCCUUCAGACAGCUCUGGCAUCUGAAAGCUGCACCUGACGUCUAUUACAUUCAUUUUAAGUUGCAUGGGGCCUUGUAAAACAAACGAGCCUUUCCCUUACAGCCCCUGUGUCUCUUUUUGGCCACAUUCCUCAUUUUUAAUUUGGGCUUAGCAACCUUUAAUCACAUUUGGCCUGACACACUUCAUUAUAAUUUUUUUUUGAAAGGCAGCCCAUUGUGUGUUCUAGCAGCACGCACCACUCUCGUCUCCGUGUGAGUCUCUGGCUGUGGUGACGACAGAAAAUUACAGAAUGUAAAUUCAAAAAUGCACUCAGUGUAUUUCGUGCAGAGUGGGAUACUGCUUAUUAACGCAGCAGGGACUCUGGGCCUCUACAAACCAAUAGCUAUGUCUGGGAGGGGACAGUGCUUAUUAACACAGCAGGAAGACAAGACUUCGCUCUGCUGCCUGCCUAAAUGCUGACAAGAGAGGCGGACGAGCAUCCGGAAACCUCGUUCUCCUGCAUGUAAAAAUAGAAUCUCCUUGCCACACACAUACAUUCUUUUUGCAAAUGGCAGGAGACAAAAAGUAAUGAAACUCUCUGCACAUAGCAAUUGCAGAAAACUCAGUACAAAGAAAGAGUGAGCUAAUGUCAAAUUAUUGAAAAUACCUUGAACUCAGGCUCGGGGGGGAUCCACCCUUGGGACAAAAUGGAGGAAGGGAGCUACUGUGACGCCGCCUGCUAAACUGGGGAAAGACUUAGGGCGAUUUAGAAUGUCCCUUUGUUUGGCAUGCAUUAUUUGUUAAUGCUGUAUAGACAUGAGAAGUGAGCCAUUUUAAAAUUGAAUUGACAUUCAAUCCAGUCUAGCUUUUACAUAUUUAUUGUCCUGAGAAACUGGAGAAAACAGCUACAAAUCGAAGAGUUAUGUGUCAACACAGGAAACUGUAUUGGCUACACUGACUUAGCAAUGGCUGUCCAUAGUUUCCGAAACAAUUCUUUCCCAGUCCUACCAAGAGUUGUGAAGAUCAGGGGAAAAUGGGGGAAAACCCUCCUGUUCCCAUCAAUUUUUCCAAUCUUUCCUCCCCCACCAGGUCUUGGCAUCUCUAGUCCUAUCUAGAGAUACCACCAGGGAUAACUUUUGCCUGGAAAGCAGUUCAUAGCUGUCAAUUUUAAGGGAAAAUUCCCUUAUGCUGAAUAGGCUUCCUCGGGAGAAAAGGGAAAACUUGACAGCUAUGAAGCAGUUGCUCUACCACUGAACUACUGUCCUUCCCCAUGCAAUACAGUCAUACCUUGGUUUAAGUACGCCUCGGUUUCAGUAUGGAAAGUUCACUUCAUAUGCUUCAGGUUAAGUACGGACCAAUUACACUCAUACCUCGGGUUAAGUACGCUUCAGGUUGAGUACUCCACAGACCGUCUGGAAUGGAUUAAUCCACUUUCCAUUACUUUCAAUGGGAAAGUUCGCUUCAGGUUAAGUACGCUUCAGGUUAAGUACAGACUUCCGGAACCAAUUGUGUUUGUAAACCGAGGUACCACUGUAGUUUUUACUUAUAACUACACUACUCCUGUCCUUUCUGCCAACAAAUACUGGCUAUAUGGAAGACUUCACUCUUCACAAGUCACAUUUUAUACAGUAAAAGAGCAGAACUUUGUUCCAAAAUGGGGACCACAGUUGGUUGAUUUAACUUUGGAAUGGUUUUCUAUAAUGCAAUAAAUAUACCCAAGAUAGGAUAGCUGUGUGAUGGGAGGACCUUAGGGAGCUGCUGUAUCGGGCAGACUAUGGGUCCAUCUCACCUGAUAUUGUCCAUUCUGACUAGCAUUGGCUUUCAUGGUUUCAGGUAGAGGUACCCAUCAGCUAAUCUUCCCACAAUGCCUCAGAGUUUCAAUGUAGCAUUGCUCCAAUAUGAUGCUCCGCCGGGGCUUAAAUUGCAUUGUGGGGAAAUUAAAAUGGCAGCUGCCAUUGCCUGGAGAAGACAAACAGUGACACUGAGAGCAGCUCCAGGUCUAAACAGAUGUGACCUGGGGUCAGCUGGGGUCCUGG